AACCCAGAAAAUAAAAUAAAAUAACCAAAAUAUUUCCAACCAUACUGAUUUUUUACUUCUGGGUUCUGUAAAAUGUCGGCUAUUAGCGCCACCACAUGCCCAGCUGACAUAGAAUCGGCCGACAAUUCCGCUGCUGCUGCUGCUGCUGCUGCUGGUAGUAGCACUAGUCUCCGCCGCCACCGCCGACGCCGCCGCCGACGGAGGCCGAGGCCAUCCGUAGCAGCCAGCAGCGAGACGACAACUGACGGGAGCUUUCGCUUCUCCGACACCGAGGACGACAGCCGUUCGUUGCAUUCGCAGCUUGGUGGGUCGUACGAGGAAUGCCGGUUCUCGACAGAGUCGGAGGGUAUUUCGCUGCCGAAAAAGCAUAGCAGCCGAAGAGGGUCCUCUACAGUUUCCGAUGAAGAGGAAGAAGGGAUGGUGGAUUUGGAGAGUGGUGAAUUGGAGCUCAAAGUUCAUAGUAAUAGAGCCAAGAAAAGAGAGUGUAGGAUUUGUCAUCUGAAAUUCAGUGUUGCCAGGAGUGGUAAUGCCGGCGGCGGUGAUCAGAGUAAUAUUAUUGAAUUGGGAUGCAGUUGUAAAGGGGAUUUGGGUUCAGCCCAUAAGCAAUGUGCUGAGACUUGGUUCAAGAUGAAGGGCAAUACAACUUGUGAAAUUUGCGGUGCCCCUGCAAUGAACAUUGCCGGAGAACAAGCAACUGAGGUGAACAAUGGCACUGGUAUAGCUACUGCAGCAUCAACAGCACCUGUGGUCUUCUCCGAGACCCGAAGUUACUGCCAUGGCCGUCGUGUCAUGAAUUUUCUGCUUGGGUGCAUGGUUUUUGCCUUUAUAAUCUCAUGGCUUUUUCACUUUAAAAUACUGCCAUGAGUCCGGAAGAGCAGCAGCAUCUAUCUGGAUCAGAGCACAAGGAGAUCUUCGCAUGUGUGUAAUAGGAAUAGGCAGUAUAGUUUGCAACAAUCACUGGGAUUUUAUUCAUAGUGUGUAAAUUAUGCCGAGGACUCUGUACCAUUUCUUGCUAAUUGUUACGUAGAUUUUAUGCGAGAGAUGAGAUGAUUUGAUGUGUUGUCCUGGUGACUGAUGACUGAUGACUUUUUGCCUUUUCAGAUGUCGUGUUUAUCUUUA
Coffea arabica (coffee) is the source of this 1119-nucleotide messenger RNA. RefSeq lists its product as uncharacterized. The record is from RefSeq and is a predicted model, not a curated record. Gene Ontology annotation, molecular function: zinc ion binding. Lineage: Eukaryota; Viridiplantae; Streptophyta; Magnoliopsida; Gentianales; Rubiaceae.